Molecule: messenger RNA, 3996 nt
Organism: Puntigrus tetrazona (Sumatra barb)
Lineage: Eukaryota; Metazoa; Chordata; Actinopteri; Cypriniformes; Cyprinidae
Gene: rfx3
Product: regulatory factor X, 3 (influences HLA class II expression)
Exons: 16
Coding region: 1184-3478 (764 amino acids)
Biological process (GO): regulation of transcription by RNA polymerase II
Cellular component (GO): nucleus
Molecular function (GO): RNA polymerase II cis-regulatory region sequence-specific DNA binding; DNA-binding transcription factor activity, RNA polymerase II-specific
Source: RefSeq, a predicted model, not a curated record
CCCAUCACGGCUGAGAAGCUGCUCAAACACCGCUUGUUUACAUGCAUUUUUAUACAAGAAAAACCAACGCAAACGUGCCUUUCCUUACAUUAAUCAUUUGCAUUCGGGAGGAACGUUAGCAGCGCGCUGUUGCUUCUGUAAAGUCUUUGGAGUCAAACCUGCCGAGGCGAUUAAAUAUUAACUUCGUUUAUUGCUUUGGGUACGGGCAGCGAUCUCCACUCACUGAGCUGCUCAGAACACACAGAUCCCGUCCACACGUGUGUGUGUGUGUGUGUGUGUGUGUGUGUUUGAGCAGGCACAAUCAGCCGAGAGGGAUUAAAACCAUAGGGUUUUGUAGUGUUACUAUAAGGAGUCUUUUGAGUGGCGUCACUAGCUGUGUUUCCGUUCAGCUCUUCACAUGCGCUCUUUGGGAUAUCGCAUACAUUACUAAAUAAAUAAGCGAUGGAUGGAAAUCGCAUAUAAUACAAUGUAAACCUUUUUACUGAAUAAGUUCCUUAAUGCACAUCUAAAAAGACGUGAUACUUUCCUGGUUUGUUGUUGAGUAUCUGUGCUGGUAGUGAGUCAAAAUAAAGAUCAGGCCCUCUUUAACAAAUCAAAACAUUGUUAACCGACAAUUAAAUGUAGGUAAGUUUGGUAAAAAUGCAACAUUGAGCAAGAAGCUGAGCAAAUCACAUUAUUAUUAUUAUUAUUAAAGACUACAUCUGGAUCAUAUUUGGACAGUUUUAAACGAUUUCAAUUGAUCACGCCAUUCUUCUGUAGUUUAUUCAGUCUUUUUGUUAUUUUCAGCUGAACAUUCAGUGCAUACCUACAUCAAGCCAUUCUCAUUGAUAUCGCAAUAUGAUGCUUUUUUUUUUUUUUUUUUUUUUUAAAUCGGUAUUAUCGUCGAUGGUAAGCUACGGCACACCCCUAACGCAUAAUAACGUUAUCAAUUUCAGUUAUAUGUGGUUUAGCGAUUGCACUAUUGUUCAUGUGCAUUGUUUGUUUCAUUGUCUUCCUCGCCUUUCUAGACUCGUUCAGAGUUAACGGUGAAAACACGGGAACUUCACAUUGCGUGUUCGGUGGAGAAAGAGUUCGUCCCGACGAUUCCCAAAUGAUUUAUCUGAUAUUCCAAUUUUGCGCAUGUUUAUAUCGUAACUGGAGAUGGAAACGUAUUACUAGCGCGCAAACGAUGCAUUAGUGACUGAUGGUGAUGUUGUGUGUCCCAGGCGCCAUGCAGACCCCAGAGGCAGGCGCUGACUCCACGUCCAACGUGCCCCUCCAGACCAGCGUGCCUGUGCCGCCUGCGGUCAGCGCCCAGCAGGUGGCGUCUCAGGUGCCCGUCCAGCAACAGGCGCAGACUGUUCAACAGGUCCAGCAUGUGUAUCAAGCACAGGUGCAGUACGUUCAGGAGGAAAACAAUGGCGUUUACACCAACGGAACCAUACGGACGUAUUCGUACUCGGAACCGCAGCUGUACAACCAGAACAGCGGCGGGAACUACUUCGAUACGCAGGGCAGCUCGGCUCAGGUGAGCACGGUGGUGUCCACUCACAGUAUGGCCAACAACGGCAACGGGAACGGCGCCCUGGCCAUGGGGCUGUCCGGAGGUCAGAUCAUCAGCAGCUCAGGAGCCUAUCUGAUUGGAGGAAACUCCAUGGACGGCUCCGCCCCUCACAGCGCCGCCCAGACCACUAGAGCCUCCCCCGCCACGAUUGAAAUGGCGAUUGAGACGCUCCAAAAGUCUGAAGGUUUGUCCAGUCAGAGAAGUUCGCUGCUCAACAGCCAUCUGCAGUGGCUCCUGGAUAAUUACGAGACAGCGGAGGGCGUGAGUCUGCCCCGAUCGACCCUCUACAAUCACUACCUGCGUCACUGUCAGGAGCAGAAGCUGGAUCCGGUCAACGCCGCGUCCUUCGGGAAGCUGAUCCGCUCCAUCUUCAUGGGGCUGCGCACCCGCCGCUUGGGCACCCGAGGGAACUCCAAGUACCACUAUUACGGGAUUCGCGUGAAGCCGGACUCUCCUCUGAACCGGCUGCAGGAGGACAUGCAGUACAUGGCCCUGAGACAGCAGCCCGUCCAGCAGAAGCAGAGAUUCAAGCCGGUCCAGAAGAUGGACGGCGUUUCAGGAGAGAACUUCUCCACCGGGGGGCAGCACACUCCCAGCGCUGCGGAGCAGACCUUCAUCGCUCAGAGCCAGCAUCAUCAGCAGUUCCUCGAUGGGACCAGAGCUCUGCCGGACUUCGUGGACCUUGACCUCGGAGAGCCUGUGGAAGGCGUCGGAGCCGAGGACGUCAAAGCCCUUCAGACGCUCUACAGAGAGCACUGCGAGGCCAUUUUGGACGUCGUGGUGAACCUUCAGUUCAAUCUCAUCGAGAACUUGUGGCAGACUUUCUGGCGCUACUCUCCGUCCAGCUCCGUCGAGGGCGUCACCAUCACAGAAAACAGUGGCAUGAGCGAGAUCGAGGGCCGCCUGCCGAGGACCACGCUGAUCCUGCUGUGCCGAAACGAGGCCGUGCUGAAGUGGAUGAACACCUGUGAUCACCUGAUGUACCAGGCCCUCGUGGAGAUCCUCAUCCCUGACGUUCUGAGACCCAUUCCUAGUGCCUUGACUCAAGCCAUCCGUAAUUUUGCCAAAAGCCUUGAGGGCUGGCUCACCAAUGCCAUGAGCAGCAUUCCCCAGAGAAUGAUCCAGACCAAGGUUUCCACUGUUAGUGCCUUCGCUCAGACGCUCCGCAGAUACACGUCUCUGAAUCAUCUGGCGCAGGCGGCCCGUGCCGUUCUGCAGAACACCUCCCAGAUCAACCAGAUGCUCAGCGAUCUCAACCGGGUCGACUUUGCCAACGUGCAGGAGCAGGCCUCGUGGGUGUGCCAGUGCGAGGAGGGCGUAGUUCAACGCCUCGAGCUGGACUUCAAGGCCACCCUCCAGCAGCAGAGCUCCUUGGAGCAGUGGGCGGCUUGGCUGGACAACGUGGUCACUCAAAUCCUGAAGCCGUACGAAGAUAAACCCACCCUCCCCAAAGCGGCGCGCCAGUUCCUGCUCAAGUGGUCCUUCUACAGCUCUAUGGUCAUCAGAGACCUGACCCUGCGCAGCGCUGCCAGCUUCGGCUCUUUCCACUUGAUCCGGCUGCUGUACGACGAGUACAUGUUCUACCUGGUGGAGCACCGCGUGGCGCAGGCGACCGGAGAGACGCCCAUCGGGGUCAUGGGAGAGUUUCAGGACCUGAAUACCAUGUCACCUGCCAACAUCGACAAAGACGAGGUGAGCGAGAUGGACAGCGAUCUGGACGAGGAGAUGGAGGAGCCGGACGAGCCUCUGGCCAAGCGGGAGAAGGCGGAGACCGAGGUCAUCCAGGUGCUGCAGGUGGGAGCCAUGGAGGACGGCAGCAGCGCGGUGGUGGGUGUAGUUCAGCCCAGCAUGCUCAGCGAACACAUCCUGAGCUCCAGCGGAACCAGCACCAUCCGCCACUGCAGCAGCCUGGGAAACACGUACGCCUCGGUCUGAAGAGACAGAGCUCGGCGCGGGAGGAGAUGCUGAUUGUACAGUUCAAAGCCCUAAUGUUCCCGGGUGAAAAACAUGCACUUCUGUAACGUACUUCAAGUGCUUUAUUUUUGCGCACUAAUUAAUGUACUUCGUACACUGAAAAUGGUUCUUUAGUACUUCUACGGUUCUCAAAGGUGCUGAAUACGAACUAAAAUGUGCUUUUAACAUGCACUGCAAAAAAAAAAAAAAAAAAAAAGACUUUGUCUUGUUUUCUAUCUAAACCUUCUUGAAUCAUGAUGCAUUUAAAACUAAAGUGAUUUGAGAAAUUAAGUCUUGUUUUCUGAAGAAAUCAAUUUUGUUAGUAAUAUGGGAUGAGAAAAAUAAAUUCUUAAAGGCAGAACAAUAAUCAUUUUUCUUCCCCCACUGCCUGAUCAUUUUUGCUUGUUUUAAGUAAAAUGUAAAUUUUAAACUUUAUAUAAUAUAUAUAUAUAUAUAUAUAUAUAUAUAUAUAUAUAUAUAUAUAUAUAUAUAUAUAUAUA